AUGAGGGACUAUCCAUCGGUGCCCAGUGUAUUCCGCGUGGCCUCCACGCACAGCAUCAACAGCGAGAGUCCCUACAACAAUCAGCAGCAACAGCAGCAGCAGCAGCAACAGGAGCACUCGCCCUAUGCCACAUUGCCACGUGGCCAGAGAUUUGCCAUGCCACAUCCGUAUCCUCAUGCACAGCGACAGCAGCAGCAGCAGCAGCAGCAGCAGCAGCUGAAUACGGGCGUGAUCAAUACCAUUUCGGGCAGCAUUCCCGCCACUGGCUUUGGCAGCGAUCUGCAGCUCAACAAUUUGGCAGGAAGUCGACGCCCGCAGCAGCACCCGCGACAGGCGAUGCCACCAGCUUUGGGCCACUACAAGCCAGCAUCGCCGCUGCCGCCACUGCUGCCCAUGGAACAGCGCCCGCGGCAUCAGCAGCAGACCCGUGGAGGCGUUGGAACAUCCGAUGGACAGCAGCAGCAGCAGGCACACGGAUUCAGCAGUCUGAGCAGCCUGGCCAACGGCAGUUACCUGUGGCUCCUUACACCUGUUGCCGCCAGCAUAUCCGUGGCCAUUGUGAUUGCCGCCCUGGCCGGACCCCAGUGGCUCUUCACCGAGGAGAAGCUGCCGAAUGUCAACUACAAUGGAACGGCCAAUUUUAAUGCGCUGGACGAUGGCGCCUACGUCACCAAAUACACAAAGUCCAGCCUCUGGAUACUGUGCACCACACUGCCAGGCCUUGAUGUGGACUCGUAUAAUUGCAUUAAAAUUGACUAUUUUCCCAAUGAGGGCUACCAGCCGGAUCCGCAUGACUCGACGCCAGCGAUACCCUAUACGGUGACCAAAUCGUGCCCCAUCUUUCUGGCCGCUGGCAUCUUUCUGGUCAUCAGCUUCAUUGUGUUCCUGAUACCGACCUGCUCGCACCAGAACAAUCUCUUCUACUUCAGUGCCGGAAUACUCUUCAUUGUGAGCGGUACGAGUGGGUGCCCACGCCUUGCCCGCUGCCUCGUGAUGCUCAUCGGACUGAUUGCGUACAUAUCCAUAUUGAAGGCGGAGAUUGGAUCGAAGCUGCGGCCACGCUCCACCCUGCAGCCGGCCCUCUUUAAGGUCACCUACGGCCAGAGCUUCUUUCUGUUCGUGUUCGGCUUCAUUGUCACCGAGUUCGUCGGCGUCCUCAACAUCUUCCUGUUCAUCAAUCUGCAGGAGAUCAGCUAUUAUGGUGUGGGUAUGCGCUCUGGGCGCUCCUGGCUCUGCCUUGAGCCUUCCUCUCAUUUUCCCUGUUCGUUGCAGCGCCUGCCCUGCUUCAGCGUGGCCAACAUUCAUGCCAAAAUCAAGGAGGGCACAGCAGCAGCAGCAAAGCAGCAGCAGCAGCAUGCCCUGAGUCACUCCUACAAGCGAUACAAGCAGCCCGGAGCCCAGCAGCAGCAGCAGCAGCAGCAGCAGACAGGCAGUCAGGAUACAUUGAACCAGAGCCAUCCUCCAGCCAACCAUCAACAGCAGCAGCAGCAGCAGCAGCAGCAGUCGCAUGAAUCGUAUCAGCCGCAAGUGCAAAGGACGCUCAGGGGCAUUACCGCUGGUGCUGGUGCUGGUGGCAGGCAGCAUCAGGUGCACGACGCGGCACGUAAUCCCGGCCAGACACAGACCCUGCCCGGCGGCUAUGCCUGCCGCAAGCAUCCGAAUGCCGCCUCCAAUCUCAAUCUCUAUCUGCACAACGACCUGGAUCACCAACGGCGCUUUUACUUUGAGAAGCCGGCGGUGUCCAAGUGCAAUCUGCAUUCGCGCAGCUUCGCCAAGUCCCUCAACGAGCUGUCCGGCCCGACGCCAGUGGCGCUGACGCUGCCCGCUCCCGCUCUGUUCGCCGAUCUGCCGCAGGAGUUUCCGCUCACCCGCUCCGUGUCCACCACCACGGACAUCUACAGCACGCCGCCGACAGCAGCCGCAGCCGCAGCCGCUGCCGCGCCCAACACUGGCCAGCUGAAGCGCAAGCAGCAACGCAACAUGGCCACCAAUACGCACCACAGCAGCCAGUCCCGUCCGCAGGAGGAGGAUCAGUCGCGUCUGUGCGGGCUGAAGCGCGGCCUGCGCAAGACCAAGGACGAGCUCUUCCAGGAGUUCUGUCGCAGGGCUGGCGUCCUGGGGCGCGCCAAGCCGAAGAACAUCUACUACAUCAGCGGCGGCGAGGAGGAGCAGGAGCAGCAGACCGACACGGAGACGGCUGUACGGCCUGUACGGCCUGUACGGGCGAUGCGGCAGGAUGACGACGAUGCGGAUGGCGAUGAUCACGGCUUCCGGCAGUUCCGUGCCGGCGGUGGCAUGGACGAGGACCAGCUUUACGUUGUCGGAGAUCACGCUCAGCUGGUGGGGCCACGACGCGCCUCGAUGUGCCCCCUGGCAGACGGCGCCUCGCUGGGCCAUCCGCUGCGCAAGCUCAACUCGAAUCUCUCGCUGCACAACGAGACGGCCUGGCCGGGCGCCGCCUUUGCCUCCGGACAGCUGAGACUGGCGCCCCCCGAGCAGGCCCAGAGCCGCACGCUGCCGCGCUGCUUCCUGCGACAGUCGGCGGCGACGGCGGCGGCGAGCGGCAUCAGCUUCAGCGCCAACGCCAGCGCCAGUCAGCAGCGAUUCAAUCACCUGUUGAUGCAGCACCAGCAGCAGCUGCAGCAGCAGAACCGCUACCUCUCCACCCUGACGCUGCCGCGGCCAGCGGAGGAGCAGCAGCAGCAGCAGCAGCAGUUGCCACCCAAGUCGGUGGUGCAAUGGCCAGCAGCCAUUCCAUCGUCGCCCUCGAAUUACGGCCACGGGGGAUACCAGCAGCAUCCGCAGCCGCUGUAUCCAGCGACGAGCUCGGGUCCGGGUGCUGCCGCCGCCACUUCUGGUGCCCAUCCACCGAAAUUCCAGCGUGGCUAUGCCUUCGACGAUGCCCAAAGGCGGGCCAGCUUCGCCGUCAGCGAUGCUGCCUUCGAUCUGGACGAGAUCGAGCGCGAGCGCCGACGCUCCCAUGCGAGUCUCUUUGGCCAGAAUCUCGAUCCCUACGAUCUGAUUCACGGCACGGCGGUGUAAACAGACAGACAGAGAAAGAGAGAGAGAGAGAGAGAGAGGAGAGAGCGUAACCAGAGCUUCUAUUCCCACUCCGCCCCAUCCACCUGCUAGUCCGUCUUCUAUCUACGUAAACUUUAAACUAAAUAAA
Drosophila obscura is the source of this 3169-nucleotide messenger RNA. RefSeq lists its product as uncharacterized. Gene Ontology annotation, biological process: transmission of nerve impulse; regulation of AMPA receptor activity; postsynaptic neurotransmitter receptor diffusion trapping. Lineage: Eukaryota; Metazoa; Arthropoda; Insecta; Diptera; Drosophilidae. The record is from RefSeq and is a predicted model, not a curated record. Gene Ontology annotation, molecular function: voltage-gated calcium channel activity; channel regulator activity. Gene Ontology annotation, cellular component: postsynaptic density membrane; AMPA glutamate receptor complex.